Messenger RNA from Meloidogyne enterolobii, 2860 nucleotides. The record is from the annotation of a GenBank genome assembly. Lineage: Eukaryota; Metazoa; Nematoda; Chromadorea; Rhabditida; Meloidogynidae.
GGAAUUUUGUGUUUGGUUUUGUGUGUGGGGGGAAGGGCUGAAUAUAUAAAGCAUACUGUGUCUUCCGCUUAAAUAUAAAGGUUUAAAAAGGAAAAAAGAAAACGGCGGAGAGGUAGAGGAGAGGGUAAAAAAGAAAGAAAAUCUUUGCACAUAAACAUUUCAAAAAAAAUUUUUUAAAGGAAACUGUGUUUGAUUUGUAGAUUUUUCCUCAAUCCUUUACCUCCCUUUAAAACAUUCUCUCCCACACAAAAAUUCUUUUUGCUUCACAUUUGCUUCUCUCUACGAUUGGUGGUCCAAAAAAGCCGUUUGUUUGUUUCUUGCUGUUGCGGGACGACAACUUUUUUUGCCUCUCCCAUAUUUUUUUUUGCUAUCUAUCCUGGCCAAAUAACCCCAUCCAGAGACACCAACAACAUCAUCAUCACAUACCCUUUUAUUUUUUUAAUGCUAUUCAAACCUCUGUUUUUUAACCCAUCGUUUUUUAAAUAAUGAAUAUAUUCAUUUAUUAAAUGAAUUAUUUAUAAAAAAGUUUUUUUAGUUGUUAAGCAUAGUGAACAAUAAAAAAAGUUAAAAAAAGUUAAAUUCAUAACUGAAUCAUUUUUUGCUGACCGUUCUUUUCCAGCUGAUUCAAUGAUGACCAAUACUAAAUAUAUUUUCCUCUGAAGGAAAAAAAUAUUGAAGGGGGCAUUUAAAAAAUUUUUUUCGUUUAUAAAAAAAUUGGGUUUGAAUGGAGGUAAAUCAACAACACCAAGAAAAAACGGCGAGGAGUCAACUUUAUGAAUUAACUCCGCCUAUGGACCCUUCAAAUGAUAAUAAUGACCGAACAUUUCGAGGCAAAAACAACACGAAACAUUCAAAUUCAACAACAACAUGUUCACCACCAACCCCUCCUAUUUUAUUUAAUAGACCUCGUCCAACAGACCUGCCUGGAAUUUCUGCUGGUUUAGCUGCAAUAUCAGCCAAUUAUGGUGCAAUUUUUGAUCAUCAAAAUAAUCAAGAUGAACAACAUCAAAAUUCACCAGUUGACGAAAAUAAAUUGCAACAACAGAAUUAUUCAGUCGGCUCAUUAUCUGAACAAUUUCCGUUGGUUGCUGCAGCAGCUUAUGCUUUUAGAAAUCCACAAUCGGCACAAUUUCACAGCAUCACCCCUUCUCUGUAUUCACCAUACGAUGGAUCACAACCAUCUGAUCCAAAUACGCCAACUCAACAAUUUGGAAUUGGAACUUCAGCAAUGAUUGGUUCACAACCUCCUCCAACUUAUGCCACAGUUUCGUCAAUGGCGGCUGCAGCUAACUCAACACCAUUUGAUGCCUUUCUUUGCAAUUGGUAUCCGCUUUUUGGUGCUGGUAGCAGCGAUCUGAUCGGCUACAGCACCGCCGUUGAACAACAAAACAACACUAAUUUAUUAUUUCAUUCACCUACUGUCGCUACAGCUGCACAACAUUUAUUUACACCUCCCUUUGAUUUUUGUACUACACAACAGCAACUUGAUUCAAAUUCUUCUAUUUUAUUAGAUAAUUCUAUUCAACAUCAACAACAUCAAUUGUGGUUAGCUGAACAAUUUGCGGAAGCAGCAGCAAUUAGCAGCAAUUCUUCAAGCAAUAAAUCAACUACAAAUAGUGCCUCUUCAGUGUUUGUUCCACCUUUAAGUGUAGUUAGUAAAUCGACACCACCAACAGCAACAGUCUCAGCAAUGCCACGAGGACAACCAAGACGAGGUGGUAGAAGGCCGCGAGAACGAGAAGAGGAAAAUUUGAAUGACGAAGAUAAAGGCCGUCGCGAAAGAAGGCGUGAAAGGAAUAAGGAAGCAGCUGCUCGUUGUAGACGUAGACGUGAAGAAAGAAUGUCAAGUUUGGAAGGGCAAGUACAACUUUUACAAGCGGCAAACGAUGAAAAGGACAAUUUAAUAAGAAAAUUACGAGAUGAACAAAAUCGUCUACUUGGAAUUCUUUCAAAAAGAGAAGAAUCUUCUAUGGUUUGCGGCGAGCCUUCUUUAAAAUUUGAACCUCAAAAAUUUGAAAAUGAGCAAGGAUUGUUAACAUUCCCGUUAAAUACUAUGGCUUUACAUCAUCGACAAAAUGAUAAUCCGAGAGUUCCCAGUGGCGGUGGUAUUGGUAUUUUAAUUCCCCAACUUGAACGUACUAAAAUUCAUCCCCAACAACAACAACAUCCUAAUCAAUGUUUUUCUCUUACAGCAAUGAAUAAUACGUCUUGCCAACAUUCCUCUUCCUCCUCUUCAUCUGCUAUAGCGGCAGAUACAACAGAAUCUACAGAAAUAUCACCUGCAACACCACCUCCAAAUUUGUCUUCUUAUGACCACAGAGGGAUCAGGAAUGAUUCUAGAGGAGGAUGUUGUUCUGUUUUGGUUAAUGGAACAGAUCCAGUAAUAUCAGAAUCAGCUUUAAUGGAGACACCAACAUCUAAUUAUUCUCAAAAUCCUCCUCUGUUUGGACGUAUUAAACGAGCUAAGGUUGAACCAUCACCUCUUUUGGGUGGACUUGAGGAUCAUGAAAAUGCUGAUAACAGAAGGAUUUCUCCAUAUGAAGCAUCUUUAAAUGAUAAUAAUCGGCCGACAACUUUAAAUUUAAGAGGAAAAGCUGAUUUUCUUCAUAAAGAGGGUUAUAUUGCUAUUACACCAUCAAAAGGUGUUCAAGUUGAAGGAAAUUUUCAAAGUCAAGGAGGAUUUGGAAGUUUUGAGUUCACUCCAUCAUCAUUUUUGGGGACUGGUCAAUCAUAUAGUGUAUUAGGGGCGCAACAAACUGGACUAACUCCUUGUCAGGGUGGACCUGUUUAUGUUCAGACAUCAUCUAUUUCUCAAAAUGAAUGUCCACCUAGUGACGGUGAACUUAGCAUUUUACACUGA